GAAUACACUGUUGUGUUAGGUUAUGUUGUCAAAUAUAUAUAAAUAUUAAGGAUAAAAAUUCCUUCCGUUUGGAAAUUAUGGAAACGCGUAAAGUUGCUUCCAAAUACGAGGUUCCAGAAGAAUCUGAGGAAGAGAAUGCUACUGAUAAAACUGAAGAGCCUAAAACGGCUAAAGACUUAUUUGCUGUGUUUGCUCCAGACUCUGAAAGCGAGUCGGACGCCGAAGCUGAAGAGGAUAAAGAUUUCGUACCCACUGCUAAAAAGAAAAAAGUCUCCUCUACACCACCAAGUGGUAAAAAAAAAUACUUACAAAAAUAUCAAGCUAAAUGGAAUGAUGUACCAAGUUUUAAACCUUGGUUAUCUCCCAGUGUCCAUGGGGAUAUAUACUUUUAUUGUAAGUUCUGUAAAAAAGAUUAUAAAUGUGGAAAAUCAGAAAUUUUGAAACAUAUGUCAUCUAAAAAGCACAAACAGCACACACAACCACAAUUGAAAGUUCAUAAAAAAUUUUUUUUUCGUGGCUUACUGUGUCCAGUUUUCACACCAUUCAAGAAGUCAAAAUCCAUGGAAGUAAAUUAUGGAGUAAUUAGUCAGUAUUCAAAUUUUUUGAAAGCUUGUGGAGUCAAAGGAAUUUUAUUGAAUGACCAGAUUGGUGAGGGAAUGUCUCUGACCCUACAAGAAAGGAAAAGUUUGACUGAGGAAUGGAUUCAACAAUGUGACAAAAAUGGUCAAUUUUUAAUGGUACAAAUUGGUGGAGUUCCCUUAAAAGAAGUUAUUGAAUUAGCAAAUCAUUGUGAAGUAAACAAGGUUGGCGCAGUAGUAUUGUUGCCUGACCUUUACAAUAGACCUAGAAAUCACCUGGAUCUCGUAAAAUAUAUAAAAUUAGUAGCUGAAGGAACAAAAGAAAUUCCCAUUUUGUAUCAUCAUCAUCCAAAAUAUACAAACUUAGACUUGGACAUGACUAAUUUCUUACUGGAUAUAACUGGAGAGGUUGAUUCUUUUGUUGGAUUGAUUCACAGUACUAAUGAUCUUCAAUCUGCUCUGUCCAGUUUUCAUGUCAAUGAGAAGCAAUUUACUGUUUUUAUGGGUACAGAUGAGGUAAUUCUAGGAGCUGCCGCAAGUGGGUUCUCGUGUAUUAUGGCGAAUACUUCAAAUGUAUUUGCCAAAUUAGUUGAGACAAUUUGUUUCUCAAUAACAAAAGGGGAAAUAUUAACAGCACAAAAGACACAAGCAGUACUGGCAAAAGCCCUUUACAGAAUUUUUUCUUAUGGUGAUACUGUUCCCGCCCUAAAAGCUGCAAUGUGCAUAAUUUCAAAACUCCCUCUGGGAUCAACUCGUGAACCUCUAGAAGCCAUAUGGGAAGGAAAUUUGGAAAAGAUGAAAAAUGAACUACAUGAAAUGGGGCUUGUAUGAAGAUGUAGUUGUUGAAUCAUAAGCUAAAGAAUUUCAAUAUGAUCUUGUUUUUAUGUUCAGUUCAUUUAUGAUGUGUUUUAUCAUUUUAAUAAAAUGUUUUUACAUCAAA
Molecule: messenger RNA, 1518 nt
Organism: Coccinella septempunctata (seven-spotted ladybird)
Lineage: Eukaryota; Metazoa; Arthropoda; Insecta; Coleoptera; Coccinellidae
Product: N-acetylneuraminate lyase
Exons: 9
Coding region: 78-1409 (443 amino acids)
Biological process (GO): N-acetylneuraminate catabolic process
Molecular function (GO): N-acetylneuraminate lyase activity; 4-hydroxy-tetrahydrodipicolinate synthase activity
Source: RefSeq, a predicted model, not a curated record